Messenger RNA from Periconia digitata, 3066 nucleotides. Lineage: Eukaryota; Fungi; Ascomycota; Dothideomycetes; Pleosporales; Periconiaceae. The record is from the annotation of a GenBank genome assembly.
AUGCUGUGGAGUGGGCCCGUGCUAGCGCGGGAAAGAGCCACCCACAACAUCCCAUCCUCACCGCUGCUCUCCUCUCCUCGCUCGCUCCACUCUCGACCACCACCUCCCGACGCGAAGCUCGACUCCAAUCCAUUCCCAUUCCACAGAUUCUCCUUACCACAUAUCUCCAAACCAUCCAUCAUGCGUGAGAUUGUUCACCUCCAGACCGGCCAAUGUGGUAACCAAAUCGGUGCCGCCUUCUGGCAACAGAUCUCUGGCGAGCAUGGUCUCGAUGGCUCCGGCGUCUACAAUGGCACCUCGGACCUCCAACUCGAACGCAUGAACGUCUACUUCAAUGAGGCUUCUGGAAACAAAUUUGUGCCCCGUGCCGUCCUGGUUGAUUUGGAGCCCGGCACCAUGGACGCUGUUCGCGCCGGUCCUUUCGGUCAACUUUUCCGUCCCGACAACUUCGUCUUCGGCCAGUCUGGUGCUGGUAACAACUGGGCAAAGGGUCACUACACAGAGGGUGCUGAGUUGGUCGACCAGGUCCUCGACGUCGUCCGUCGUGAGGCCGAGGGCUGUGACUGCCUUCAGGGUUUCCAGAUUACCCACUCCUUGGGUGGUGGAACUGGUGCCGGUAUGGGUACGCUCUUGAUCUCCAAGAUCCGCGAGGAGUUCCCUGACCGCAUGAUGGCUACUUUCUCCGUCGUGCCUUCCCCCAAGGUCUCCGACACCGUCGUGGAGCCCUACAACGCCACCUUGUCCAUCCACCAGCUUGUCGAAAACUCCGACGAGACUUUCUGCAUUGACAACGAGGCUUUGUACGAUAUCUGCAUGAGGACUCUCAAGCUCAACAACCCCUCCUAUGGUGACUUGAACCACCUCGUCUCCGCCGUCAUGUCGGGUGUCACCACCUGUCUUCGUUUCCCCGGUCAGCUCAACUCCGAUUUGAGGAAGUUGGCUGUCAACAUGGUGCCUUUCCCCCGUCUUCACUUCUUCAUGGUUGGCUUCGCUCCUCUUACUAGCCGUGGCGCCCACUCUUUCCGUGCCGUCUCCGUCCCCGAGCUUACCCAGCAAAUGUUCGACCCCAAGAACAUGAUGGCCGCCUCGGACUUCCGCAACGGCCGUUACCUGACCUGCUCUGCCAUCUUCCGUGGUAAGGUUUCCAUGAAGGAGGUUGAGGACCAGAUGCGCAAUGUCCAGAACAAGAACUCUUCUUACUUCGUCGAAUGGAUUCCCAACAACGUCCAGACCGCCCUCUGCUCCAUUCCUCCUCGUGGUCUUAAGAUGUCGGCUACCUUUGUCGGUAACUCGACCUCGAUCCAGGAGCUCUUCAAGCGUAUCGGUGACCAGUUCACUGCUAUGUUCAGGCGCAAGGCUUUCCUGCAUUGGUACACUGGUGAGGGUAUGGACGAGAUGGAGUUCACUGAGGCUGAGUCCAACAUGAACGAUUUGGUGUCUGAGUACCAGCAGUACCAGGAGGCCUCCAUCUCUGAGGGUGAGGAGGAAUACGAUGAGGAGGCGCCCCUUGAGGGCGAGGAAUAGAUCACUUCCACUGGCGACGACAACGACAGCCUGCCAGGUGUAGGCCGUCGGUGAUUGAAGGUGGAUCAGGUCGAUGUUAUAAUUCGUGCUCUGAACUUUUUGGUCGUAUUCCCUCCGCUAGUACCCGCAUGAGGAUUCAGCGGCUGUAAUCAAUUACACACGUUCUGACAGUAGUUGAUGCAGCGUCAACGGCCUCGGGCGUAGUUACUCUUGUUAAUGCGAAAAUUUGUCUAAUCAGCAAUGGGCCGCUGCUCUCCGUGACGCAUUCCCAUUGGUGUGGUGUUUUGUUUGCGGUGAGAUUGCGAGUGGUCAGUCUAAUGCUCCGACUGGAUAGACGUGCACAACCUACAAGCACAUGGGGAGUCUCGAUGCAUGUAUAUGUAUGUACCUUGAUGUAGUUUUGGAUUAAGGCACAUGAACGAGAUGAUGAUGGUCGCUUGGGGUCUUGCUGCGUAGGGCUAUCGAGGAUCACGUUCACUAUAAUCAUAUUGUUUUUAUCAUCACCACCCACCCUACCUAACUGCCACUAUCGACUAUUGACCAGUAUCACGCCGCCGCCACCGCCAUAGCCAUCGGCGCAUCUAAAAGACGAUCGAAUGCUCGCAGCGUGCGUGACUACCAGCCAUCAUACCACCCCAUUUCUCGUCAUGUUGAGUCGCCACACCAUCCGCUGCACCCUUGUCCCUGCUUUUGCAACUGGCAGAAACCAGCCUACACGCACACGCUCACAUUUCCACCACUACCACCAUGUAUCGUCCCAUCUCAUCCAUCUGCUUUUGAGCCGAGCCAUCCGUACGUUGUACUCGAUUCUUGAUUCGUCUGGGACCGACUUAUUUACAGCCCUUUCUUUCCUUGCUUCCUCUCGCGAUCACGCUUCUCGUAGAUCAUGCCCGUGAAGGGAUCCUCCCACCUGCGUGCCACGCUGUACGCGGUGGCAACGAGCCCCGUAAGGAGGAUUCCGGCGGGCUUGCCGUACCAAAUGGCGGUCGCGAGGAAAGAAAGGGUGCUGCCGUGGUACAUGGGGGCAUCGGACACGUUAAAGGGGAACGAGGUUACAGGGGCGUCCAUGACUAUUUUCAACCCGCCAUUCAGGUUAGCUAGGGCAACCACCGUAGUGAUGAUGGCAGUCAAAGUAAUUUUGAAGCGUGGAGAGUCGGGGCGCGACUUACGGAUUCCAAAGUAAUCGCCCAGGUAAGUUCCCGUGACGCCGAGCGCCCACAUGGAGGUCAGAGUAAGGACUUGGCCGCUGAUAAAUAGAGGAAUAGCCGAGUAAUGAAUGAGUGGCGAGAGAAGUGUUGGGUGCGUGGGUUGAGCCGCAAGAGCCUCGUUGUACCUGAUUUCGUACAUUGGUCAGAGUCGACAACGCCGUUUCGAACACUCCAUAUUGUGUUUAUCAUCAGGAGGAAAACGGGAAUGAAAAGACGUACAGGUAAUCCCUAAAGAUGCCCAACGAGAAGAUGGUGACGGCCAGAGCAUAGCAUCCCAAUCGAGGGUUCCCACCGAAAGUCUUGGUAAUGACCUUGUUACGGUAUUCUGGGAAUU